Molecule: messenger RNA, 1863 nt
Organism: Aspergillus mulundensis
Lineage: Eukaryota; Fungi; Ascomycota; Eurotiomycetes; Eurotiales; Aspergillaceae
Product: WD40 repeat domain-containing protein
Exons: 1
Coding region: 1-1863 (620 amino acids)
Biological process (GO): anaphase-promoting complex-dependent catabolic process; positive regulation of ubiquitin protein ligase activity; positive regulation of anaphase-promoting complex-dependent catabolic process
Cellular component (GO): anaphase-promoting complex
Molecular function (GO): anaphase-promoting complex binding; ubiquitin ligase activator activity; protein binding
Source: RefSeq, a predicted model, not a curated record
AUGGCUACUCCUCUGGUGUCUACGCCAGUCAAGACCCAUCAUGGGAUCUUUUCGACCAAGAUGGCUGGCGGCCGCAUGCCCCUCACACCAUCCCCCGGUGGACGGAGGGACAGCAUCGCCUCCAACAACUCCUCUCCUUUCACACCCCCUCGCCUCGAAUCUGAAGCAACCAAAGGGCAAGCUCGCUCUGUCUACGGUGGCAAUCUCUCCUCAUACUUUGCGAAAUCGUCCGUUUCCCGCACGACCCGGGUGGCCUACCGAGAAUCGCCCAAGUCCAACAUUGCCCGUAUUCGCAAAUCCCCCAAGCACCUUGAGCUGGGCGUCUCUGAGUGGUCCUUGACCGGCACCGGUCCCUCUUCAAGUCAGACACCGUCAAAGGAGCGGCUACGUAAGGAUGUCCCCAGUCGCACACGGGCGGGUAAAACGACAGUCCGCAUCUCGCACAAUGCCGGUGACCGGUUCAUUCCCAACCGCAGUGCAAGUGAGGGUCUAGUGACCGCAGGCGCGGCUAAGCCCGAGGAGACUCAAAGGCCCAAGACCAGCAGCGUUGAUAAGGGCUCUAGCGUACUGGCCAGUGCGGCGAGCGCAUUCGAUAUUGGCGGUCGUGGAACGGAUGAAGACCUCACUGCGGCUCUAGAAAACCUUGGUCUGGACGACGAGGAAAGCUCUGCAUCUUACACAAAGCCAGCUCCAGACGCUGUUGCCUACGAGUCGUCAUUAGCCAAUGCAUGUGGCGUCAACCUCAACACUCGUAUCCUCGCCUUCAAACCACCACCUCCCGAGUCGUCGAAGCCAAUUGACCUUCGCGCUCAGUACAACCGUCCUCUCAAGUCCAGCAAAUCCAACGCGGCUCAAUUUCGCCGAAGAGUUCAGACUGCCCCAGAACGUGUCUUGGAUGCUCCUGGCCUUCUUGAUGACUACUACCUCAACCUCCUGGAUUGGAGCUCUGGAAACCAAGUUGCAAUUGGCCUAGAGCGAAAUGUAUACGUGUGGUCUGCUGAUUCCGGAGAUGUGAGCUGUUUGCUAGAGACCUCUCCUGACACCUACAUCAGCAGCGUUAAAUGGAGCGGUGAUGGCGCCUACGUUGGUGUUGGACUCGGUACAGGUGAAGUUCAAAUCUGGGAUGUCGAAGAGGGAACCAAGCUCCGCAGCAUGUUCGGACACGAAUCACGAGUAGGUGUUAUGGGCUGGUCUAAGCACACCCUAUCGACUGGUGCUCGCAGCGGUCUCGUUUUCAACCACGAUGUUCGCAUUGCCCAGCACAAGGUGGCCGAGCUUGUCUCCCACACCUCCGAGGUAUGCGGUCUCGAGUGGAGAUCUGAUGGUGCUCAGCUUGCCACAGGCGGCAACGACAACUUGGUUAACAUCUGGGAUGCCCGAUCAUUGAGUGCUCCCAAGUUCACCAAGACCAACCAUCGCGCCGCCGUGAAAGCUCUCAGCUGGUGCCCCUGGCAACUCAACCUCCUCGCCACUGGUGGUGGUUCCUAUGAUCGACACAUCCACUUCUGGAACACAACAACCGGUGCUCGGACCAACAGCAUCGACACCGGCUCUCAGGUUACCAGCCUACGGUGGAGCAACCACUACCGCGAGAUUGUUAGCUCCAGCGGUUUCCCUGAUAACUCGCUUAGCAUCUGGAGCUACCCAACUUUAGUCCGCAACGUUGAGAUUCCUGCUCACGAGACUCGUGUUCUGCACAGCUGCCUCAGCCCCGACGGCCAGCUUCUAGCCACCGCCGCGGCCGACGAAAGCUUGAAGUUCUGGAAGGUCUUUGAGCGCAAGCCUGGAACCAGCGCCUCGGCCUCCCGCGAGGGCGGCGUCGGAAGUAAAGCGCAGAUGACCAAGUCGAUGACUAUUCGGUAA